AUGUUUUUCAACAAGGAACAAACUUUGAAAAUGAACAGUUCUUUCAAUGCAUAUCUCAUGGGCUCAGAACCGGAAGUCAGUAAUAAAAAAAAACGAAUCACAUUAAAAAAAAGUAUGAAAAUUCCAGAUGAUACAUUCGAAUAUUGGGGAUUUUUUCUACCCAAGGGAUCACAAAUGGAAUUGACAGUAUGUUCAAAAAUGGAAGGAGCAAGAAUUCUUGUUGUAAAAGGAGGUAGAAACUUAGAAACCUGCGGAUUAUUAAAUAAGUUAAAAAAUGAAAAAUUCCAUCCUCCCUUAAAUUUAGAUAAGAAUGAAGAUAAAGUGUGGGUUAUUUUUGAAACCAUAGCCGAAAAAAUACAUAAUAAUAAAAGUGAAAAUUCCAUUAAGGAUAAAAAUGAUAAUAAUAAUAAUUUAAAAUUUAGAAAUUCUAGAUCAGUAUUCCAAAGUGAAAAUGAUUUAGAUUUUAAUGAUGCGAGAGAAAUUGAAAAUACAGAUGCUAGAAAUCAUAUGUUUAAAUAUCAUGAAAGAGUAAACACAUCAGAAUUGAGAACUAUCGAAGAAAGUGUUGUGGGGCAUAAAUUAAGGCAUAGUAAGCAAAAGUCGGCUUCAGUGAAAUACAAACCGAUUAUUUUAUCGAAUAAAGUGAUUGAAGAUAGAAUCACUGCGGAAGAAGAAGAUUAUAGGAAGAAGAGAAACAUUAUAUCGAAUUCUCCAUACAAUUUAGAUAUAGCUAAGGUUGCACACGGUGGAAAUGCAUUUAAUUUUACAGAUGAGGAAUCAUCGGCUUCAAGUUUUGAAUCUAGUUUAUUUAAUUGUUUCGAGGGUAAAAUUUUAUUUAAUCACGUCGUGCCAUCAUCUGAUUUAUGCUUGGAUACUUCGCAUUUAUAUUCGAGUGGUACGAAAAUAAUGACCACGACACACAACGUUAGCGCGGAUGGCGACUACGAUGAUGCCGUCAAUUCAAUCCACGGCAUAUUUGAUAUUUACAAACCGACUUACGAAUAUUCAAAUUAUUCGAAAAAUUGUCUCAACAAAACGGAAUGUAAUUUCAACUUGAAUUUUUUUUCAAAACAAAAAAUAAUCGUCGAAGUGCCAACGAAAAACGGUAUAGAACAUAAUGACGAUGAUAUGACAAUGCUUUUGUUAAUUUGCCAUCCCAGAAUGACACUUUUAUGA
Messenger RNA from Pediculus humanus corporis (human body louse), 1176 nucleotides. RefSeq lists its product as uncharacterized. The transcript has 5 exons. The record is from RefSeq and is a predicted model, not a curated record. The coding region runs from base 1 to 1176 and encodes 391 amino acids. NCBI's taxonomy places the organism in Eukaryota, Metazoa, Arthropoda, Insecta, Psocodea, Pediculidae.